AUGACAUCUGCUGAAGAAGAAAAUCUUUUAUUGUGUUGGUUGGAAAACGAUGUCGAUGAUUCAGUGGAUUCGAAAAAAGCCCAUGGUCCUCGUGAGGGACUAGAUAUUCCAUUUCGACUGUAUCAUGAUCAGCACAAGUGCGCUGAAUUUAUACGAAGUGUUGAAAAUGAGAAAAUACUCUUGGUUGUUUCCGGUACAGUCACGGCUUGCCCUACUUUUCCUACGAUUCACUCGUUUCUAGCUGUGGAUUCUGUAUUUAUUUUUUCUGCCAACGCGGAGAAAUAUGCAGCUCUUCAGGAUCAUUAUCCUAAAAUUGUCGGCAUAUAUAUCGAACACAAGUCUUUGUUCAAAGCUAUUCGUCGUAAAAUUCGGAUGUUAACAACAGAAACAGUUGGAUUUAGUCUGUUCGAUCGACAGAAAGAAAAAACCAUUCGAGAUCUUUCGAAACAUGCCGCAUCAUUUCUCUGGUAUCAGCUGCUGCUGUUGAUUUUGAAAAAAAUGCCACAUGAUCAUCAAGCAAGAAAACAAAUGCUUGAAAAAUGCUCUGACUAUAAUCGUGACAACCAAUCAGCAUUGAAAAAAAUUGAUGAAUUUUGUCACAGCUAUGUAUCCACGAGAGCGAUCGAUUGGUACAUAGCAGACUCGUUCCUUUACCGAACAGUGAAUAAAGCUUUGCGAACGGAAGAUAUUGAUCUAUUGUAUUUAUUUCGCUUUUACAUUCAAGACCUUUGCGCUCAGCUAGAAGGGGAAUGGCGGAAGCAGAAGAUCGAAGAACCAUUGACAGUUUAUCGAGCUCAGAAAAUAUCUCGAGAAGAAUUGGAUACGCUCAAGAACAAUGUUGGUGUUUUAAUUUCGACGAAUGGAUUCAUUUCUACGUCACGUUGCAAAGAAACCGCGCUUGAAUUUAUUUUUGGUGCGACAACUACAUCCAAGGUCGUAAAGAUUUUCAUAGAGAUUAUCAUAGAUCCAUCUGUAAAAUCAAUUAUUUUUGCUGAUAUCGAUAAAUACAAUGGAAUUGAUGAAGGUGGCCCGGAUAUAGGGGAACAGGAAGUUCUGAUUAGCCUUGGAGCAGUGUUUACAAUUGAUUUGAUUGAAUUCGAUUCUGAGAUAGACUUAUGGAGAAUAAAACUGACUGCGACGGAUGAAGGUACAGAUGAACUGCAAGAGUAUAUGAAAACAACAGAGAAAGAAUUACAAGAGAUAAGCCCGACUAUUUUGUUUGGCCGUCUUCUUUUGUACGAAAUGGGACAAGUAGAAAAAUCUGAAAAGUAUUUUCACAUGCUAAUGAAAUCUUUACCAUCCCAUCACGAGGAUGUUCCGAGUGUUUACGAUGGGAUUGGAAACGUACAUCGAAGGAAAGGAAAAUUUGAAAUCGCAAUGGAAAACUAUAAGAAAGCUUAUGAACUGCGUCUGAAUCGACUACCAUCGAAUGAUUAUCGUCUCGGCAUCUCAUUUACCAACAUUGGCAAUAUACAAAAGGAUAUCGGUGAUUAUGACAACGCAAUGAGUUUCUAUGAGAAAGCACUUGCUAUUUAUGACAAAGCCUAUUCAAGUAAUCAUCGAAACAAAGCACAGCUUCUGAACGAUGUCGGAUCGCUCCAUAAGAUGAAAGGCAACUACGAUACUGCUCUGAAAUACACUGAGGCGGCAUAUGAAAUGUUCCAACGAGUACUUCCUGAAAAUCACCCACGGAUUGCAUCGGUUCUGGGCUAUAUUGGUUCGAUCUAUGAAGACACGCUUGAUUACAAUCAAGCGCUUGAACAUUACCAUCUUGCUUUUGGGAUGGAAGAAAAGCUUUUUCCCGGCGAUCAUCCAAACCUAAUGAGACGUUUUGACUCGAUUAUUUCUUUGUACAAGAAGAAAGAACAACUGGAUGUAGCUAUGACAUUCUGUCAAGAGAAACUAGCUUUACUAACUGAGAUUCUCGGCGAAGAUCAUGUUAGAAUCGGCCAUAUCUUAGAAAUUAUGGGCGAUUUGCUUCAGUGUGAUCGUCUCACACAAGCGAUUUCUUAUUACAGUAAAGCAGUAGUUAUUCUUCGAAGGAGUAAACCAGUAGAGAAUACAGCUGCUAUGAUCAGAUGUUUUCGAUCAAUGAGCUUAUUGUUUCAUGACUCUCGGUUAUUUGAUAAUGCUCUUAAUUAUAAUCUGAAAGCACUUAAUUUACAACGGAAAACUUUGCCACAAGAUCUCCGCAAAAUUGCAGAAAUAUAUCAACACAUUGGUCUUAUUUACCAAGACAUGAAAGAUUACUCUAAGUCGUUAGACUAUUUCGAAAAGGGUGUCAGCAUCUGCAGUGCAAAUUACGGCGAAAAUGACGAGCAGACACAAACUAUUCGGUCUUUAAUAAACACCAUCAAUAUAAUCAAACAAUGCACUUUUUUAAGACCACGUUCAAAUGCAAUCAUUGACAGUGAGAUGACUCCACCGAGAUCUCCGUGUCGGCCACGAGCGAAUGCAUUCUCCGAAAGUGUUGGUCCUCAAGCUACCUCAGCCUUUGAAAUCGCUGCUCAUACAAUGGAAAAUCUCCAUGUCAACUUUUCAUAUUCACCACCAUCAGACGUAUCCUGCUAUGACAACGAACAUUUCGUCUUUGACUUUCCGUGUCGACCGCGCUCGAAUGCCAUAGUGGAAAGAGACGAUGAUCUCAAUGAGAGUUCAAGAUCUGAUUUUCAUGAAAACAAUAGUAAGCUUACAUGCAAAGUGUAA
Molecule: messenger RNA, 2706 nt
Organism: Didymodactylos carnosus
Lineage: Eukaryota; Metazoa; Rotifera; Eurotatoria; Philodinida; Philodinidae
Source: the annotation of a GenBank genome assembly